AUGUUGUUUUUUAUUAAGAGCAAAGAAAAAGAAGAAAUAAUAGUAUCUGCGGAACCAGUUAUUGGAGGUCAUAAAAAAGGAAUUGUGUUUUUGAAACAUUCCCCUAUCAAAAUCACCACAGAUAAUUAUGUAGAAUCUCUAUUUUAUGAGGAUGUUUUUGCUGAUCCUCUUUUAAAUUUACAAAGAAUUGUGGAAGGAGUUUAUCUUCCUCUCCUUCAAUCACCAAAGAAUCAAAAAGGAUGGCCAAAUGUAGUGGCUCAAGAUUUGAUAAGACAAUUCCAUCGAUUUACAGGAAUGUUAGAUUUAUUUAUUGGACAUACUAGAGGAUCUGUAGUUUUACCAAUGCCACCCGUUGAUGAAACAGUGGAAACGGCUUCUCAAGAUAGAUCCCUUGUUCAUGCUUUUGAAACUUCAGUAAUAGAUUGGAGUAAGGAAACAAGGAAAGUAAUAGAGUUGGAUUCUGAUAAAAUAUUGGAUGAAUUGGAAAAGGAAGAAAAAUAUCAAGGACCUCUUUUUGAAAUUGAUUUUUGGCAAGCAAAGAAAACAAAAUUGACUGAUCUUGCUCAUCAAUUAUCAAAUGACAGAGUGAAAAUGGUGAUUUCAACAUUAGAAAAAACUCAAAGUUCAUAUGUUACCGGAUUCAAGAAAAUGUUGGAUGAUUUAAAUUUUGCAUUGGAUGAAUCUGAAACAAUUUCCAAAUAUUUCGAACCUCUAAGAAAGUAUUUCCAAGAUUUGAAUGAUUCAACAAUAUCAGUUUCUGAUCUUGGAGAAGUUUUUAAACCAAUUCUACAUUUAAUUUCAUUGAUGUGGAGAAAGUGCGAGUAUUUCAACACAGGUCAUUUAUAUGUUCUCAUAAGAGAGAUUUGUAAUGAUAUUGUUACUAGAAUUUAUAAUUAUAUUGAACCAUCAGAGCUAUGGACUAAUCCUAUGAAAGUUGUUGCAGAAAAACUUCAAAUUUCAUUUAAUGGAUGUGAAGAAUUCAAAGUAUUAUUUUUCCAAUAUAGGGAUAUUGUAAAUAGAACUAAUCCUCAAAAAACUUGGAAAUUUGAAAGUUCUAAGGUUUUUACUAGGUUGAACUUAUUUAUCGAGAGAUUACACGAUUUAAGAACAAUUGCUUUGUAUAUAGAUGAUUUCUUAUCACUCGAUAAAUUUGAUAUUGGUGGUGUGAAUGGAGCAGAAUUAACUGGUAUGAUGUCUCAACUAUUUGAAGAAUUUGUAGAUCAACAACAAAAGAUUCAAAACGUUAGUUAUGAUGUACUUGAUUUGAAAGAGGAACAAUUUGAGAGAGAUUUUUACAAAUUCUGUGAUGCUAUUAAUGACUUUGAUAAGAGAAUUUGCUUCAUGAUUAAUAAGGCAUUACAAUUGAAUACUGGAUUCAAGUUUACUUUUAAACUUUUAGAAAGCUUUGAGUCUCAAGCAAGAAGAGAAAAAAUCAGGCAAGAAAUUGAGGGUAAAAUUUCCAACAUGUUAUCGGUAUAUUCAGAGGAAAUAACAAAAGUGUCAACAAUAUUUAACAAGAACAAAGAAAAUCCUCCUUUAUUAGAUAACUUCCCAAAGGUUUCUGGAGCUAUUGCUUGGUGUUAUUCACUGAGAGAAAGAGUAACAUGGCCAUUAGAAAAAUUUAAAGAGCAACCUUUUCUAACCACCAGCUCUGAAUUACAAGAUAUCAUCCAAAGACAUGAGAAACUGAUGGCUCAGAUGAAAAAAUAUGAGGAUGAGAUUUUCAAUUCUUGGAAGGAGCAGCUUAAUGUAAAUAGUUUAUCCCAUCUCAAUGAUAAUAUUAUUUCCAGAAUGCCAGAUAAAAGAUUGGUGGUUAACUUUAAUCCAGAACUGAGUUUCUGUAUUCAAGAAGUAGAACAUUUGAAACCUUAUGCAAACGCAGUUCCAGAAGAGGCGAUUGCACUCUUUGAAAAAGGGGAUAUUUACAGAGCUAAAGUCGCAACAAUGGAUCUUAUGGUUCGUCAGUACAACACUGUAAUUCAAACAUUGAUAGAUGUAGAAAAGCCUCUUUUGGCCGAUAGAUUAACCACUGUAGAUAACAUUUUGGUGGAGUCUACUGAAAAAUUAACGUGGCAAAGCGAUAUUGAUAAUUUUAUAUUACAAUCUAGGGAAAAUGUGAGAGACAUUUACAAUAGAACAAACUUCCUUAAAGGGAAUGUUAAAACAAUCGAAAAAAUGGUUGAGAGCUGGAUGACUAUUUCUAAUUUAAUAAUUACUGAUAACUCUGGUAUUGAGGAGAUGAAAGAGAAAAAGGCCAGCAAAAUAUUUGAUAUGGUUGGAUUUUGGAGACAAUCUACUGACUCCAAUCCAACUUUCAAAGUCUAUUCUCAAUGGAAGUCAAAAGUCUCAGCCAAUAUCAAAAAGUUGAGUGAUGUUAUUAUCCAAAAGGAAUGGAAUAAUUAUUGGAGAAAUUAUGUUCUCUUUGUAAAUAGUAUUAUUGAAAAGGGAGUAUUUAAUGCUGUAAGAGAAGGAUUGACAUUUUUAAUUAACUCAUUCUCAGGAAAAAAUGAUAUGAUUGCUUUGAACUCCAAAACACUGAGUAAUAUCUUCAUAACUGUCAAACUAGAACUCUAUUCUAAUGAUGCUGUAUUCACCCCAAACUUGAUUGAGAGUACAAACAGUGUUCAUAAUAGUGUAAAAAUUUGGGUCAGUAGAGUCAUUGGCUUAGCAUCCAUGGUAAAGAGAUUAGAUGAAGUUACAACUUUCGAAAAGGUCAUCAAAGACGAUGAAAACAUCAAUGGUUUGAGGCAAAAAGUGUUCUCGUUAAUGGGCAAUACCAUAAAUGAUAUGAAUGAUCUCAGAGAAAAGUUCUGUGAGUUCUCUCAUCUUUGGGAAGAAGAUCCUAGGGAGUAUCUGGCCAGAUUCAUCAAGAGUGGUGGUGAUGAUGUUAGAUUUAACAGUGAUAGUGAAGUUUCUGAUGGAGAGAAUGAAGAUGACGAAGAAGAGCAGGAAAACGUAGUGGCAUCUCUUGAAGAAUUUGAAAUGCAAAUCCUAAAAUAUGAGAAAAUUGUGUUAGAGAUUGCAGAUCUUCCAGAUAAGGCUUCAUUUGGUUGGUUGAUCGUAGAUUCAUCUCCAAUUAAGACAGCUCUAUCUAAUUUGGCUAGCAAAUGGCGUUUUACAUUCCUUGAUCAUUUGUUAUCUGAUGUAAGAUCAACUUUGCACGAAUUUAACUCGUUUGUCAAGGAAUUAAAGGAAGGUUUAUGCCAACCUAUUCCAAAAGAUGACUACCCAAAGCUUGUAGAAAUGAUGAGAUAUAUUGUAAGAUUUAAAGAAAGACCUGAACAUAAGCAAAAAGAUGGACUCUUUGAUAACUUGAGAGAGACUGUUCAAUUAUUGAAGAAGUGUAGUAUUGUGGUCCCACAGGAAAUUAUUCUUGACCUAGACGAUGCUAAAAACAAGUGGAGUGACUUGUCUAAGGUUUAUUUUGAAGUUAAAGAUAAACUCUCUGUUGUCCAAGAUGAAGAGAUUAAAAAGAUUUCAAAGGAGGAGAUUGUAUUUGCCAAUGUUUCAGAAAAGUUGAGAGAGGACUUUGUUAAGGAUGCUCCUUUCUACUAUUCUAUUGGUGUUGAUGCUGCCUACGAAAGAAUUGAUGAGGUUCAUGAACGUAUUUUGGUAGUAGAAGAAAAUAUGAGAGAGCUCCGAGAUAGACAAAAGUUAUUUGGCCUCAUGCAAAACCAAGGUAAAUUGGUAAGAGAAUCAAGGGCAGAGUUGAGACUUUUAAAGAGAGUCUGGGAUUUAGUGGCCCUAGUUCAAUCCCAAAUAGAUGAAUGGAAAUCUAUUCCUUUCCUUAAAAUCAAUGACGAAGAGCUAACAGAAGAAACAAAGAAAUUUAUCACCGAAUUGAAAUCUGUAGAUAAGAGAGUCAAGAGAUGGGAAGUUUUCAUUGGGCUUCAAAAUUAUGUAGAUAAUUUCAUGAUUACCCUUCCUUUGAUCCAAAAGUUGAGAAACCCAGGUAUGAGAAGUAGACAUUGGAAGCAACUUAUGGAAAAAUCAAAGGUUGACUUUACUGUUACAGAAAAAUUUUCCUUAUCAGAUUUAUUGUCUUUGAAUUUACACAAAUAUCAAGAUGAUGUUAACGAAAUCGUAGAUAAAUCAGAAAAAGAAAUGAAAAUGGAGAAGCAACUCAAGGACUUGGAUGCACUGUGGAGCGAUCUCAAGUUUGAUUUCACUGUUCACACUAAUGGUGUAGAAAUAGUUAAAGUUAGUGAAGAAGUAAGGGAAAGUCUUGAAGAUAACCAAUUACAAUUGCAAUCCAGUAGUUCUAGUAGAUUUGUUGAGUUUUUCAUAGAAGAAAUUGAAGAAUGGUUGAGAAAGCUUGGAAAAGUUGAUACAGUUAUCAAUGGUCUUCUUGACGUUCAAAGAAAAUGGCUCUACCUGGAGAAUAUUUUCAUCGGUACUGAUGAUAUUCGUCAACAAUUACCUAAUGAUGCCAAAAAUUUUGAUGCAGUAGAUCGUGAAUUGAAACUUAUUCUAACUGAGGCAAAGAAGGUCAUGAAUAUUGUUUCCUUCUGUUCUUCUCCUGGAUUGGAGGAAAAAAUAGUUGUGUUACAAGAUAGUUUAACUUCUUGUGAGCACCAACUUUCCAAAUAUUUGGAAACAAAGAAGAAAGCUUUCCCAAGAUUUUACUUCACUUCAGAGUCUGAUUUAUUAGAUAUCUUAAGUAAGGGUGGACAAUCUCCACAUAAAAUCUUAAAGCACAUGCCUAAACUCAUUCAGGCUGUUAAAACUCUAAAGUUCAGAGUUGAUGAUAACGGAAAUCAAACAAAUGAAGUGAUUGCCAUAGUCAGUAGAGAGGAUGAAGAAGUGAGUUUGACACAUCCAUGCAUUCUUCAAGGAAAAGUAGAGGAUUAUCUGAAUGAUCUUUUGAAAGCUAUUUCUAGGACACUAAGGGAUAUUCUCUCUGAAGCUAUGUUAACAUAUUCAAGUGCCAAUAGAGAAGAAUGGCUUUCAGGUUAUGCUUCGCAAGUUAUUUUAGUUACAUCUCAAAUUUACUGGACAUUAGAAGUUAACCAAGCUUUUGAAGCUUUGGAAGAAAAUAACGAAGCAGCUAUGAAAAAUUAUUAUAAGAAACAAGUUAAUCAGUUAAACAAACUUAUUUCCCUUGUUCAAAAUGAUUUAGAAAAGGGAGAAAGACAAAAGAUUAUGAAUUUGGUUACUCUUGAUGUUCACGCGAGAGAUAUUGUGGAUAUGCUCAUCAAUGAGAAUAUUACCUCUGCUCAAGAUUUUGGUUGGCAAUGUCAACUCAGACAAAGAUGGGAUGCAGAGCACCAGGAUUGUAUUAUUGAUAUUUGCGAUGCUACUUUUAAGUACGGCUAUGAAUAUUUGGGUAAUGGUCCUAGACUAGUGAUUACACCUCUUACAGAUCGUAUUUACAUCACACUUACCCAAAGUUUGCACUUGAUUAUGGGCGGUGCUCCUGCUGGUCCUGCUGGUACAGGUAAAACGGAAACUACAAAAGAUUUGGGUUCUCAAUUGGGUAAAUCAGUUUAUGUUUUCAAUUGUUCUGACCAAAUGAAUAAUGAGAGUUUAGCAGACAUUUUCAAAGGAUUAGCAUCAAGUGGUGCUUGGGGAUGUUUUGACGAAUUCAAUCGUAUUGCUGUAGAAGUUUUGUCUGUAGUCUCAACUCAGUUCAAGAGUAUUUUGAAUGCAAUCAGAGCAAAGAAGGACAAGUUCAUGUUUGAAGGAGAAGAAAUCACUCUUGAUAGAACAAACGGUGUUUUCAUUACUAUGAAUCCUGGUUACUUGGGAAGAACAGAGCUUCCAGAAUCUUUGAAAGCAUUGUUUAGACCAGUUACAGUUGUGGUACCUGAUCUCGAAUUGAUUUGUGAAAAUAUGCUUAUGGCUGAAGGCUUCAAGGAAGCAAAGGUGUUGGCCAAAAAGUUUAUUACUUUGUACAGUUUGAACAAAGACUUACUUUCAAAACAAGAUCACUAUGAUUGGGGUUUAAGAGCAAUUAAAUCUGUACUUGUAGUUGCUGGUUCUCUGAAAAGAGCUGAACCAAGCAUGCCAGAAACUCACGUAUUGAUGAGAGCUUUAAGAGAUUUCAAUCUUCCAAAAAUUGUUCAAGACGAUUUGGAAGUUUUCACUGGUUUAAUCAAUGACUUAUUCCCUGGAAUUGAUCCUCCAAGAAAAGUUGAUCUUGACUUUGAAGGAAUAGCUGCAGAAGAAAUAACUGCUCUCAAACUUCAACCAGAAGACAGUUUAAUUUUGAAGGUUGUCCAAUUAGCAGAGUUAUUGGAGGUCAGACACAGUGUCUUUAUUAUUGGUCCUGCAGGAAGUGGUAAAUCAGUAUGUUGGAAAUCAUUAGCUGCAGCAAAGAAGAGAAGAAAUGAAAAGGUUCUUGUCAGAUUUUUGGAUCCUAAGGCAAUUACCUCUCAUGAACUUUAUGGUUACAAGAGUGAACAAGCCGACGAAUGGAAAGAUGGUUUAUUGAGUAGUAUUAUGAAAAAUUUAUCUGAAAGAGAAGAUACUGAUCCUAAAUGGAUUAUUUUGGACGGUGACUUGGAUACUGAGUGGAUUGAAUCAAUGAACUCUGUCAUGGACGACAAUAGAAUUUUGACAUUGGCCAAUAAUGAUCGUAUCCCACUCCUUUCUCACAUGCGGUUAGUGUUUGAAAUUUCUCAUCUUAAGUAUGCCACACCAGCCACCGUAUCUAGAGCAGGUAUUUUAUAUAUUGGAGAAAAGGAUAUAGGAUGGCAACCAUAUGUUGCAUCUUGGAUAGAUCAAAGGCCACAGGCUGAAAGGGCUCAUUUACUCAUCUUGGUUGAUAAGUAUAUUCCUGAAACUUUAAGAUUUGUAAAAGCAAACUUUAAGCACCUUAUUCCAUUAACCGACUUCCAUCUCAUUCAUAGUUUAUUCCAAAUAUUGGAAAGUCUCUUUGCUAAAAAUCCAACCCAAGGCGAGAAGGAAGUAAUGGAGAAUUUCUUUGCAUUUGCUACAAUAUUCUCCUUCAUGGGUGCCAUAUCUGACACUGAAAAGAAAACCAACAAAAUGCUUUUUGAUAAGUGGUGGAGAUCUACAUACAAGUCGAUCAAGUUCCCAGAUGAUUUACUUGUGUUUGAUUGCUACUAUAAUCCAAAGACCAAAUUAAUGGAACCUUGGAGGGAGAUUAUGCCAAAUUAUGAAUAUGAUGCUGAUAUUCCUGUUCCUCAAAUUAUGGUCCCAACAGAAGAGACUACAUGUAUUAGAUAUUUGAUGGAUCAUAUUGUUGAUAUUGGUAAACCUUUGAUGCUUGUUGCUAAUGCAGGUGUUGGUAAAACACAAUUAAUUUCAGACAAGUUAAAUAACUUGGAUAUCCUUAACUUUGCCUCAACCUCGAUCAGUUUCAAUUAUUAUACUGACUCUGAGUCUUUACAAAAGUUUUUGGAAGGUUCUCUUGAAUCAAAGGGUGGUAAGAGGUUGGGACCACCAGGCAAUAAGAAGAUGAUUUUCUUCAUUGAUGAUUUCAACAUGCCAAGAGUUGACGCUUAUGGAACUCAAACACCUAUUGCAUUGUUGCGCCAACACCUUGAUUAUGGUUGUUGGUAUGAAAGAGCAAAAUGGAAUUUAAAAGAAAUUAUCAAAGUUCAAUAUAUUGCAUCUAUGAAUCCUACAGCUGGUAGUUUUACCGUUAAUCCAAGGCUGCAAAGACACUUUGUUACCUUGGGUAUCAACUUCCCUUCAAGGGCUAGUUUACAAAAGAUUUAUGGCUCUAUUUUAGCAGGUCAUUUAAAACGAUUCCCGUUAGAAUUAGCAUCUGUUUGUAAUAAUGUAGUGAAUGGUACUCUAGACUUACAUGAAAAGGUUGUAAACUUAUUCCCAAAGACUGCAAACAAAUUCCACUACGAGUUUAAUCUCAGACAAUUAUCUAGUGUAUUCGAAGGACUGUUAAGAAGUGAGGUGAACGAAUUCAAGGAACCAAAACUUGGAAACCUCAAAUUCGCAAGAUUACUCACUCACGAGAUUAACAGAGUUUAUGGUGAUAGGCUGUCCUCAAAGGAUGACUUGAUAAUAUUCGAAAAGGAACUCAAGAACAUUGUGAAUGACAAGUUCCCAGAGUUUGGAGGUGAAGCAAUUAUUAGUAAGCCUCUAGUGUUUUCUCAUUUUGUUUCUGGUGGAGAUGGUGCUUAUGACCAAUUCACAAGUACGGAAAGUGUAAGAAAGGUAUUGGAAGAGGCUCUAAAGAGACAUAAUCUUACAAAGACCAACAUGGACCUUGUACUCUUUGAGGAUGCUCUUGAACAUGUAUGCAGAAUUAAUCGUAUCAUCAAGGGUGCUAAUGGUAACGCUCUCUUAGUUGGUGUUGGUGGUAGUGGUAAGCAAAGUCUUUCAAGACUUGCUGCCUUUGUGGGCGAUUUUGAAGUUUGUAAAAUUGUCAUUACAAAAGAUUAUGGUGUCAAUAACCUCAAGGAAGAUCUUAAAAAUAUGUACAAGAAGGCUGGUAAGAACCAAAAAUUGGUAUUCUUACUCAAUGAUAACCAAAUUGUUGAUGAGAAAUUCCUUGUUUAUAUUAACGAUUUAUUAUCAACAGGUAAUAUUCCUGAUUUAUUUGCUGCAGACGAGAAGGAAGAAAUAGCAAACUCUCUUAGAACUGAAGUCAAAUCUGCUGGUAUUUUUGAUAUUUCAAAAGAAAGCUGUUGGAAGUUCUUCAUUAAUAAGGUUAGAAGAAACUUACAUGUUGUUUUAUGUUUCUCACCUGUUGGAGAAAGUUUACGUAUUAGAAGUAGAAACUUCCCAGCUAUCAUCAACUGUACUCAAAUCGAUUUCUUCUUCCCUUGGCCAAAAGAAGCCUUAUUGAGCGUUGCUGAUAAGUUCUUGAAACCUGAAAUGCCAAUUACUGGAGAACACCAUCCAUCAAUUGUAAAAGCAAUGGCAUUCACUCAUGAAAAAGUCAAUGAAUUUAGCUCUAGAUUCCUCAACGAACUUGGUAGAUAUACCUAUACUACUCCAAAGAGCUAUCUUGAAUUCUUGAAACUGUACAAAUCUCUUCUUUACAAAAAGAGAGAGCUUAUCAAGGGUUUAAUUGAUAGAUUGAGCCAAGGUAUUCAAAAAUUGAGGGAUACCACCAUGAACGUAACCAAAUUACAAAAACAAUUGGAAACGCAAGAAAAGGAGGUCAAGGAAAGAGAAAUAGCAGCCGAUAUUAUCUUGGAGAAAGUUAAAAAGGAAAGAACAGUUGUGGAAGCAGAAAACAAAAAAGCUCUCACAGAAGAAAAAUUCGCCCAAGAAAUCAACCAACAAGUUGCUCAACAAACAGCAGAGUGUGAGGGAGAAGUUGAAAAAGCCAAACCAAUCCUUGAAAAAGCAGAAUUGGCUCUUCAAACUCUUAACAAGACUGAAUUGACAGAACUUAGGUCCUUCAGAACUCCAAACGUCAAUGUACUUCUUGUAUUCCAAGCUGUGCUUAUUUUACUAAGUACAAAGUCUGGUGUAACAAAAGAUUUGAGUUGGUCUGCAGCUCAGAAGGCUAUGGCUCGUGGUUCUGAUAAGUUCUUGGCUGUAUUGGAAGCAUAUGAUUCCAAGAAUAUCUAUCCUCACAUCCUUACCGCUAUCCAACCGUUCAUGGAUAAUCCUAAAUUCACAGGUGAGGAAAUCAGAAAACAUUCAUCAGCUUCUGGAGGUUUAUGUGAAUGGGUCAGAAACACUAUUGAAUAUAAUAAGACAUUCGUAGCAGUGAAGCCAAUGUUUGACAGCUUGGAAAAAUCCAAACUUGAAAAGGCAGCAGCAGAAGAAAAAUUGGCUAAAGUAAGAAAAACAGUAGCUAAAUUGAAUAAGCAGUUAAAGAAGAUUGAAGGUGAUUAUCAAGCAGCAGAAGAUGAAAAGAAUGCCGCUCUUGACAUUGCUAAAAAGACUCAAGAAAAAUUGGACUUGGCUCAACGUUUUGUUCGUGCUUUGUCAUCUGAAAAUGCUCGUUGGUUGGAGGAAAUUCAAAAACUACAAACUCUUAACAAUGUAUUAAUAGGAGAUGUACUUCUUGCGUCUGCCUUUAUUUCAUAUGCUGGUAGUUUUGAUAUGAGAUUUAGAACAGAGCUCACAGAAGCAUGGAAACAAGAAAUUAUUGGAGAGUUAAAGAUUCCAACUUCUGAAAAUCUUAAUUUGUUAGAAGUUAUGACUGAUGAUGCUGAAAUAGCUAAGUGGGGUAAUCAAAAACUUCCAUCAGACAAAACAAGUAUUGAAAACGGCUGUAUUUUAUUGAAUUGUGAAAGAUGGCCUCUGGUUGUAGAUCCUCAGCUCCAAGCCAUUACAUGGAUUAAGAACCAUUACAAAGAUUUAAUAAUACUGAGAUUAGAACAACCAGAUAUCAUUGAAAAAAUGGAACGAGCCAUUCAAAAAGGCCAAACAGUUUUGAUUGAGAACAUCAAAGAGACCAUUGAUGCUGUCUUGUCACCAGUUAUUGGCAGAAAUAUUAUUCAAAGCGGUUCUUCGAAACUUAUCAAACUGGGAAAUAACGAAAUAGACUAUCACGAAAAUUUUAAACUUAUUCUCCAUACAAAACUUAAUAACCCUCACUACAAUCCAGAAAUUCAAGCAGAAACAACCCUCAUCAACUUCUCUGUCACAGAAGAAGGCUUAGAGGAACAAUUACUUGCCCUUGUUGUCCAAAAAGAAAGAUCUGACCUCGAAGAGAAGAAAUCAGAACUCAACACCAAGAAGAAUGAAUUCAAGAUUAAACUGAAAGAAUUGGAAGAUAACUUGCUAGAAAAUCUUAAGUACAAAGGUGAUUUGCUUGGAAAUGUUGAACUAAUUACAGGUUUAGAAAACACAAAGAAAACAAGUGAAGAAAUCAAGAUUCAAGUUUUAGAAUCUAUUGAAACAGAAAAGGAUAUCAAUGCUGCAAGAGAAAAUUACAGAAAAGUUGCUAAGAGAGGAGCUAUUCUUUAUUUCCUUUUGGACCAACUUCAACUUGUAGAACAUAUGUACAAAUAUUCUUUAGCAGCUUUCAAUGUUGUUUUCAACAGAGCAAUUACUAAAACAGAAAAAGUUGAAAAUGAGGACCUAUUUGUGAGAAUUGGCAAACUCAUUGACUCUAUUACUUAUGCUUGCUAUGAAUACACUGAACGUGGUUUGUUUGAAAGACACAAACUCAUUUUCAUGACCAACCUUUGCUUCACUAUCCAUAGAGACAUAUUUAAACCAGAGCAUUUGAAUUUCCUCAUUAAUUGUCCAGCAGAUCCAAACACUCCAAAGGAAAAUCCAUUUGCUGACUGGCUUUCUGAAUCUUGUUUCAAGGCAAUUUACAAAUUAAGUCAAUUAGAAGGUUUUGAAAAGUUAUAUGACGAUAUCUACAACUCAGGUAAGCGUUGGAAGCAAUGGUCAAUGCUUGAAGCCCCUGAAAAAGAAGGUUUACCACAAGAUUGGAAGAAGAAGACAAACUUUGAGAAGUUGUUAAUUAUUAGAGCUUUAAGACCAGACAGAAUUACACAGGCAUUGAAGGAAUUUGUUGGUGAGAUUAUGGGUGAUAAGUUUGUUCAGUCCAUUCCAUUCUCUCUUGAUAAGAUAUUUGCCGAGUCGAGACCUAACACUCCUCUCUUCUUCAUUCUCUUCCCUGGUGCUGAUCCAAUCAAGAAUAUUGAAGCUUUGGGUAAAAGACUUGGUUUCUCUGAAGAAAAUGACAAGUUUGUAAACAUUUCUAUGGGUAAAGGUCAAGAAGAACAUGCAGAAAAGACAUUACGUAAAUCCUAUGAAAUUGGUGGAUGGGUGGUGUUGCAAAACAUUCACUUGAUGCAGAAAUGGUUGCCAACUCUUGAACGUACUCUUGAAAAGCUUUCUGAAGGCUCUCACAAAGACUUUAGAGUGUUCCUAACAGCUGAACCAACUCUUAAUCCAGUUAUUCCACAAAGUAUUCUUCAAAACUCUAUUAAGAUCACAAACGAACCACCUCAAGAUCUCUCAGCAAAUCUCCACAGAGCCCUUUCGAACUUUUCUCAAGAAUUCUUUGAGUCCUCAAUCAAGCAAAGCGAAUUCAAGACUAUAUUAUUUGCUCUCUGUUUCUUCCAUGCAGUUGUAUUGGGUAGAAGAAAGUUCGGCUCUCAAGGAUGGAGUAGAAACUAUAGUUUUAACAAUGGAGAUUUGACAAUCAGUGCAGACGUCUUGUAUAACUACUUGGAAACCAAUGAUGCCAUUCCAUGGGAAGAUAUCAGAUAUAUCUUUGGUGAAAUUAUGUAUGGUGGUCAUAUUACUGAUCACUGGGAUAGAAGAACAUGUACAACCUAUCUCAAAUGUUUACUUAAAGAACAAUUAUUCGAUGAAACAGAGUUAGCCCCUGGAUUUAAUGCUCCACCUUCAAUGAACACUCUUGAUGAAUACCAUGAAUUUAUCAAUGAAAAACUUCCAGCAGAAUCCCCAUUGCUGUUUGGCCUGCAUCCAAAUGCUGAAAUUGACUUUUUGACAAACCAAUCUGAAAGUUUAUUCAAAGCCAUAAUCAAGAUUAGAGGUGAAAGUAGUAAUACAUUUGUUAGUGAUCAUGUUGAAGAUACACUUGCUCUCCAAAUCGAUGAAUUAUACAAUACCCUCCCUGAAAACUUUGAUUUGGAUGAAAUCUCUGGAAAGGCUGAUAAGAAGAUACCAUUCGUUGCUGUCUGUUUGCAAGAAUGUGAAAGAAUGAACAUCUUACUCAGUGAGAUUAAGAAUUCAUUGACAGAAUUGAAGAUGGGUCUGAAUGGUGAAUUGACAAUGUCAGAGCAAAUGGAUAAGUUGAAAAAGAGCUUGUCUUAUGACCAAGUUCCAGCUCGUUGGGAGAAGGUUGCAUAUCCAUCUGUUAAACCAUUAUCCCUUUGGUUUGAAGAUCUUAUUAAGAGAGUGAGACAAUUAGAAGAAUGGAGUUCAGAGCUGACUCUCCCAAAGGUACUUUGGUUAUCAGGUCUUUUCAAUCCGAUGGCUUUCUUGACAGCCAUUAUGCAAACAUCUGCCCGUAAGAAUGGUUUCCCUCUUGAUAGAAUGUGUAUUCAAACAGAAGUCUUGAAAAAGACCAGAUCUGAAAUUCAACCUGUACCUCCAAGAGAUGGUUGUUAUGUUGAUGGUUUUAUUUUAGAAGGUGCAGGAUGGGAUAUCAAGAGCAAUGUUCUCAAAGAUAGUGACCUUAAAGUUCUUCAUUCACCAAUGCCAGUCAUUCACAUCAAAGCUGUUCCAAUUGAUAAGAGAGACACAAAGAAUAUUUAUGAAUGCCCUGUCUAUGUUACUCCUCAAAGAGGUCCAACCUAUAUCUUUACUGCCCAAUUAAAGACCAAACACGAUGUAUCCAAAUGGGUAUUAGCAGGAGCUUGUUUACUCCUACAAACAUACAAAUAA
This is a messenger RNA of Naegleria gruberi, 13266 nucleotides long. RefSeq names its product axonemal dynein heavy chain beta. The record is from RefSeq and is a predicted model, not a curated record. The transcript has 2 exons. Lineage: Eukaryota; Heterolobosea; Eutetramitea; Acrasida; Naegleriidae. Gene Ontology annotation, cellular component: dynein complex. Gene Ontology annotation, biological process: microtubule-based movement. Gene Ontology annotation, molecular function: ATP binding; ATP hydrolysis activity; dynein light intermediate chain binding. The coding region runs from base 1 to 13266 and encodes 4421 amino acids.